AUGUCGAAGGAAAAUGUUCUUGUUGCUGGGGACGUCUCCGCAACCAGCCGCACUACUACAAUACAACACACAAAUUUGCGAUCAAUCUCACCAGAAUCCUUCACUGAUAAACACUUGACAUCUUUGCCUUGGAUUCUGUACCAUAUUCUGGAAAAACAGCCAUCCGAUGAACUACCUCUCCGAAUAAUGUUUACAUUCAACGCAGGGCAACAACUCCCUACGCUAAGACAAGCUCAUCAAUGGUGGCAAUAUGAGCCCUCGGGCCAGAAGAUCAUCGAGUUUCUGUCCAAAACUCGUUCGACUAGUGUGGAUUGGAAGAAGGAAAUGGAAGGAAACUCAUCUGAACAAGCAAAUGCUUCAGAAAUUGACCAAUUUUUGAACGCAAACCACAAACUGUUGUGGGAUCUAAGUAACUAUGGUGAUUCCGCGAGUCCUUGCAGUCGCGUCAAAGGCUUUCCAGUGCAAUUCAUUCUGCAUGUGUGCCGGCAUGUAUUUGCAAAAGAGUACCAAUCUGUCGAUUUCACUCAAGCACUAACUUGCAUUGACUACCUUCGCGACCUUGAGUGUACGAGAAGAUCGGCCUUGCGCGACGCUGCGCUUCGACUAGGCAUUGAGCGGGGGAAUUGGAGAACGAUUCUAGCGGAUGAACCAGAAGCAUAUCACUGGGUCUCUGCCGUCCAGAAACAGGAGCUUGUAAUUGAGGCUUCAUACGCCGCCAUUUUCUUGGAUCUGCGGAUAUGGACCAUGAUAUAUGAGCUCAAAUCCGAACCUUUCUACAAGCCUAACGUUCUAGCGAUGCUGAAUACUCUUUUCCCGCCAAGCAUGAAAGAUAUGCCCAAUGACAAGGUAGAUAUCAGAACACUGGAAAAGUACCGCGCGACCUUUUACAAAUAUAUUCUUACUGUGGACAAAGAGGGCACAGGCAUUCUUAAAGAAUUUGUCCAAAAACUCCUUGUUCCUGGAACCAAGCAUAGCUGGCCAGAGACUAGAAGACACUUGGAAGAGUAUAUUACAUUGGCAGAGGUCAUGAUCAAGGAGGCGAAAGCUGUUGAUGGAAUUGACUUCUUCCACGAUUCUUCCUCAGUGGGCCACUCUAGAACAAUCAGUAAUGCCUGCUCUGCAUUUUCAGAUCGUCCCGCCUCGGCCAGCAGCGCAAAUACCAGCUACGACGACCAUCGGUUUUCUGCACAUUCGGCUAGCGGUCCCAGUGCCGCAAAAGACGACAACAACAUCAGCAACGCCGCUCUGAAAUGGGAGAGCCACUUUCUUUUCGACCCAGACAGUAAAUUUGAAUCCCCUCCCAACCCGGCCUUGUCAUCCAAAGAUUCCGUUAAGAAGACUCGUCUCGCGUUGAAAACGGAUGGUUUUGGCGGCGCAGCUGAACCUUCGAUCAAUUCACCUUCAACCGAUCCAAAAACCGACUUUUCAUCUAAAGCCUCACUUUCUUCAAUCCGAAUUCCGGUCCCAGUACUUUCUGCAACCGAGACACACUCGACGACACAUUCAAAUCCAACAACAGACAGCGAAAUGCGCGCCAUCAGACGUGCCAUAUCUCGAUCGGUGCAUCCUACAGCAGACCCAGUGAAUAGUGGGGAUUUCGAUACCUCCCAAAGUGAACAUGUUUCUUCAAUGGUUAUCUCUGAACAUGGAUCAAAACAAGGGGAUCUUGACUUUCUUUCCCGGCCUUAUCGAGCAAACCAUUCCCUAUCACUCGAACCGGCGGGAACGACAAAGCGCAAAAAGAGCUUCAGUGAUAUGUUGCUCCGUCGGAAACAAUCAGUCUCAAGAGAACACUCUCCAUUCUACAGUAGAAGCUCUUCCGAAAGCUCAGGAACCGAACCCAAUCGUUUAAGAAAGCUGAAGAGCACCAGUAACAUCGACAAGGGACAGCGAGCUGGAGCCUGGAUUGAUAGUCAGGAUGCUUCACUUUUGGAACAGCCAAUAUCAGCAGACAGAACACGAAAGCUUAACAAAGAUGAGAAGGUCGGCUCGCUUCCAGGUAUGAAAGCCAGAAAAUCCUUCUCGCUCGGUCGAUCUCGAACUCCCAAGUACCUCGACAUAUCUAAAGCUUCCCCCUCGGAAGAUUCACUCAAAACUCCCAAAACGCCGACGUUAUUCAGUCGACCGAAGACUCCUACAUUUUUCAGUCGCCCUAAAACUCCAACACAUGAUAUCGAACAGCCCUUUCCUACUCUAGGCAGUGCUGGCUUGGUCGGCUCGGACGAUUCUGAUCACACGAGGAGUUCCGCGCUACCCAUACCCUUGAGGAUCAGGAAAAGAAUGAGUCGAGGGAAAUUGAGUCCAGAGAUGGAAAAGGAAAUGGAUAUCGAGAGGGAAAGACAGUGGUUGAUCGAGAACAGUCUGAGAGAACGAAGUCGGAGUCGGGAGAGGUCGAAGGCUGGCGAGGAAGAAGAAGUGAAGAAACUCGAGCCAAAUAGCCCAGAGAGAAGAAAUGGGAAAAAGCCUAUGAUAUGGCAAGAUGGUGGACAGAGCGGAAAGGCUAGCGGAUGGGUAGAGUUCGAGAUGCCGAGAGAGGUUCCACCCGUUCCUCCACUUCCGCCAAAAAGUGCUUUGAGAGGCACAAAAUAUUAUUAG
Molecule: messenger RNA, 2595 nt
Organism: Glarea lozoyensis ATCC 20868
Lineage: Eukaryota; Fungi; Ascomycota; Leotiomycetes; Helotiales; Helotiaceae
Exons: 3
Coding region: 1-2595 (864 amino acids)
Source: RefSeq, a predicted model, not a curated record